AUGAUGAGUCCACCCGGGUUGGCGCGAUUCGUUAUUCGCAAUGUCGCGAAUGACCUCGAGUCGGUGCCUGCGACUUUCUCAAGCUGGGAUAAAUGCAUGACCAAGGCCUAUUGCAAGUGGCCUGUGAUCGCCGGAAUCAUCAUCGGCGCCGUGAUUCUCAUCUCGGUCAUUGGCUGCAUUGUCAAUUGUCUUUGCUGCGGCUAUCAAUGCUGCAAAUGCUGUUGUGGUUGCUGCUGUCCCUCGGGACGGCGCAGAGAGAAGCAACCAAAACACUACAAUGAGCCGGCCCCGUACCAACCACCGCCUCCACAGAAUCCCCAUACCGCGUAUCAGCCUCCUUCGGCACCCCCGAUCUAUCGUGGCGCCAGUCAGACGGCUACAUUCGACUCAGGUUCGAAGUCGCCGGCGGUCAAUGAAGAUGCUCUUCCCGCCAUGCCCACAUGGGCCGCCGCAGUAGAGAAACAUGUCGAGGACAAGAGUCAUCACGACGAAAUGGAGCUGGAACCUUUGAACCCAUCGCAUAAUAUCCCAAACAGAAGCCGGGGCGCUUCUCCAUUACACACCCGUCAUUCGUCCUCCGACGUGCUGCCAGAUCGUUCGAGAUCCAAUGCAGGAUACGCCGGUAUCCCAUCCGCUGACCCUUAUGCGCGACCAUCUCCUGGUUCAACCACUGCAUUAUCCCCUCUCCAGGAUCCCUAUGGCUGCCGUUCGCCUGGAAAUGGCAUGCCGGGUACCCCGCGGGGCGCUGAUUCUUAUGCGCGGACAUCACCAGGUCCCCAACCGACGAUAGAUUUAUAUAGCCGCCAAUCGCCGGGUCCACCAGCAGCGUACGGUCCUGCCCAGGAUCCCUACGCGCGUCGCUCGUCGGGAGUGACAUCGCCUCUAAAUGGCAAUUCUUCCUCGUACUUGUACAACAACCCUACUCAACAAGACCGCCGCCAACAGGGCUACAAUCGGCAGAGCUACGGCCAAGACAGCUACAACCACCAAUACUACAACAAUCGUCAUCAGCAGCCAUAUGACGAUUACAAUCAAAACACCACUUACCAGGGCGCUGGCUCCAGCACACCCGUAUCGACAUACCCUACCCAAUCUUCAACCCAUCCUACAGCAUCCCGCUUCGCCCAAUCCCCAGACCCGGCGCACCCUGAUCCGGUGAUGGGUGACUUCCACCGCCAGCCCUCGUUCGGAUCGAGCCAGUAUCCACCGACGUAUACCUCUCACGCGGCCUCACCCCCUCCGCCCUUCCAAUCUACGGCCCCAUCAGAAUACGGCUUCGCAGUAACCGAGCCCUCGAGAGAAAGACCACCAAGUCUUCUACAAAGCGGGAGAAAGCCUGUCCCGAACACGUACCGAAAUGUAUGA
This is a messenger RNA of Penicillium diatomitis, 1365 nucleotides long. RefSeq lists its product as uncharacterized. The record is from RefSeq and is a predicted model, not a curated record. NCBI's taxonomy places the organism in Eukaryota, Fungi, Ascomycota, Eurotiomycetes, Eurotiales, Aspergillaceae. The transcript has 2 exons. Gene Ontology annotation, cellular component: plasma membrane; cellular bud neck. Bases 1 to 1365 code for a protein of 454 amino acids.